Phytophthora infestans T30-4 is the source of this 1878-nucleotide messenger RNA. RefSeq lists its product as uncharacterized. The record is from RefSeq and is a predicted model, not a curated record. NCBI's taxonomy places the organism in Eukaryota, Oomycota, Peronosporomycetes, Peronosporales, Peronosporaceae. The coding region runs from base 1 to 1878 and encodes 625 amino acids. The transcript has 7 exons.
AUGAGCGACAGCGAGGAGGACUCGUCCAGUAUCAGCAAACAAAAGUCCAUUUUCAGCGGAAUGGGCAGGGUGAAGCAGAUCAAUCAUCUCCGUGAAAAGUGGAGUCCCAAGCCCAAGUCUCCGCUGCCUGAUCGAUCUUUCACCGACACUCCACCGUCAUCUCCAUGGAGUCGACGUCCUAGUCCGGUCAAAUAUCCCUCAGAAGCACCAAGCGAGAAUGGUCGACAUACAUUUCGUCGAUCGCAGUCUGUGAGUGGAUCACCAACACGGCAACCUGCAGUCACAAUCGUGGACAUGGAACGAUAUCUCGGCAUCAACACGUGGCUUGAACGUAACGGCAUCAACGUUGCACAAGUCGACACUUCAAGAGCAACUACACCUGAAAAAUCAAAGAACUACGGGCUCUUUGACGAUAUGUACAGCUCACUGGAAGUACUCGAGGCCUCUCUAAAGACAGAUCUUUCCCGCCUUGGACUUGACAAAAGCGCCAACCAGGAAGUUGCAACGCUUUCUUCUCCUGCUCUCUUUGAUUAUUUAACUGUGAUAGGCGCUGAUCUGCUCGAUGUCAAGAUUUGCAAUUACUGGAGCCAACGAGAAAAUGUGUUUGAACCGACUGUCGCGUUCGCGUACCCACCAGAGAGUCAAUUCAACGCAGAGAGUCUUGAGCAUUUUUGUUUUCCGGCCGGAAUUCAGACUACCACCUCGAUUACCAGUAACGAGAAGCCCAGCGAAACGUCAGAAAGCUUCAAGGAAGGCGAAUUCUUCGUUCUUAUGAUAUCGGGCGGAGGUACACAGGGCCAAAGUAUUCAGUUUGCCAUGUGCAUGAAGGGGCUUGUCACGAUUCCCAGUAGUACUGACGACGGCAAAUAUCGACUGCUGCCGAUUUGCUAUUGCGCCAUCGUACAGAUUCCAUUUAUCUCUUUCUUUCGAGCCCUGCUACAGGGAUUACUGGGCAAGUAUAAUCUCCGGAAUGAACUCGGAUCAAGUGGAGACACAGACAGUAGUAGCACUUUGAGUAGCAUUGUGACGGACAAGCAUGCAGGAUUGAUUGACGACAUUUUGCGGCGUCUUCAGAAGAUUUCUCUUCCUGACAAGGGAUUUUCCAUGUCUGUGAAAGUUUUUCCGUCUCCACGCUCAGAAUUGAUACUCGCACGGCCACACAAAGAAAACGCUUUGGACGAGAAGGUUGCGCUUCUGUUGCAGUGGGCUCUCCCGUUGCUGCUGUCGCGCCUGUCAAUUGACCGUCUUCUUCAGAUUUUGAGUCUUUUGCUUCUCGAGACAAAGUUAAUUGUCGUCUCUGACGAGAUCCCGCUCUUGUCUUCGUCUACGUUGGGAUUGGCGUCUCUGUUGCACCCUCUCGUCUGGGCUGGGCCAUUGAUUAGUGUUCUACCGCCAUCGAUGCACGAGUAUAUGGAGGCUCCAGUUCCUUUAAUUUGUGGUGUUGACGAACUUCCUCGCGAUUUUGAGUGCUCUAAAGGCACUUGCAUCCUCUAUCUAGCGGACAAUCGCAUGCAGCUUCAUAGCGAUGAUGAAGUUGCGUUUAGGAGCAUUCUUAUGCCUGAAUCGGAGAAUCUCUCGUGUGAUCUCACAAGAUUCAUCAAACAAACGCUGGGACAAGAGACGGGUGCAUUACGAGACAGCGUGACGCCUCUAUCGACUCAUCUUGUGAUACAUCGAGUUCGUAAACAUAUUGAGCGUCUGAUUAGUAGUUGUACACGCACGAGAGACCACGCACUCGACGCCAGUGAGAUGCGAUUCGUUGAUCAGCUCAUGCAAACCCAAAUGUACCAGAACACCAGGUGCCAACGCUUCAGCCUGCACAGGAUGAAGCUUCAAAAAAGGAAUCUUUACUCAGCAACACUCAACACGAUGGAUUGA